CAACAAAAAAAACUUCUUCCCAGCUGCGGGACGGACGGACGGACGGACGGACGGGAGUGAGAUAGGCCGGCUGCUCUCUCGCUCGCUCUGGCAAGGGAUGGCUUCUUGAUAUUUCUCACGGAUUGAACACACCCCGGCAGGGUUACGCUCGCUCGGGCAAGGUGUCUGCUGGUGGUUUGGAAACGGUUGAAGUGGUUGAAAAGGGCCAAAGAGGUGGGCUCGGCUGCCAUUUUAUUCCAGAGGCGAGCGAGAGAACUUUGCUCAGGAGCGUUGCAAGUCUGUGCAGAAAUGUAAGCAGAGUCCAUAUGUCUUCUCGCCGGCCGAGGAUGAUAUGAGUGGCACCCGACCGUGAAAAUGUACGAGGUGAUGUCCGGCGACACGCUGUCCUGGAAGGUGCCCAGCCCGAGACAGAGCGCCGACCCGUCGCCGUCGGCCGGCGACGGCGGGCCCGGCAAGAUCCUCAAGGUUUGCUUCUGCACCAACAAUAACCUCGGCAAGAACUUCAAGCUGGUCAAGUGCGACAGUUCCUGGCAAAUCAGGGCGAUCAUCCGAUCCAUCCUGAUCAGCGGGCGCGUGGGUCCGAACGUGGCGCACGCGGGAUGCUUCGGCCUCCUGCUCAGGCACCUCAAGUCGGAGCAGCUCCACUGGCUGCACCCGCAGCUGAGCGUCGGCGAGGUGGAGCAGCGCUACGAGAGCCAGCACGCCGCGGCCGAGUGGAGGUACGACCUUCGCAUCAGAUACAUCCCCGUCAACUUCCUGGAAAAGUUCCAAGACGACCGCUCCACGCUGUUGUACUUCUACCAACAGGUCCGCAGCGAUUACAUGCAGCAUCACGCCAGCGAGGUCAGCCGCGGGAUGGCGCUGCAGCUCGGCUGCUUGGAGAUCAGGAGGUUCUAUAAGGACAUGAACGCAAAAGGACUGGAGAAGAAGUCAAACUUUGAGCUGCUCGAGAAAGAGGUCGGCUUGGACCUUUUCUUCCCUCCCGAGCUGAUUAACAGCAUGAAGUCGAAGCAGCUCCGCAAGCUGAUCCAGCAAACGUUCCAGCAGUUCGCCACGCUCAAGGAGGACGAGUGCAUGACGAAGUUCUUUCAGACGCUCAAGGAGUUCGCCAGUUACGACGAGGAGGUCUUCCCCUGCGAGCUGGUGCAAGGUUGGAGUCUGGCCGUGGAGCUGGUCAUCGGCGGGAGGGGCAUCCGCCAGCGCACGCAGAAGAAUUCGGCGCCCGUCUUUCUGGCCGACUUCAAGCAGAUCAAGAAGGUGCAAUGUUCGCCUCAGCGCGACGGCAAGGCGCUCGUCCAUCUGGACGUCCGAGGCGCCAGACAACGGCUGUCCGUCAACGUGGCCGGCGCGCCCGCGGCCGAGAACAUGAUGGACCUCAUCGACGGCUACUGGCGCUUGGAGAACAACUCGGAGGAGUCCGUCAUCUCCAGGCAAAACCGCGAUGCCAGCGCGCGGACUUCCCUCCCGGACCUUCCGACCAGGGUGAACGCCGGCUCCGCCCGACGCAGCACGGGGUCAGAGAUCUACUGUGAGAUUCCGGACGAAAGGCCCAGAUCAGCUGUCAAAUACGGCAUGGACCGCGGCGACAUCACGCUCGGGCGAAUCCUCGGCGAGGGCUUUUUCGGCGAAGUCUACGACGGCGUCUACGCGGCAGCGAACGGUGAGCAGGUGAAAGUGGCCGUCAAGACGUGCAAGGACUGCUCGCCCGACGUCAUGGAGAAGUUCAUGAGCGAAGCGGUCAUCAUGAAGAACCUGGAUCACCCUCACAUCGUCAAGCUCAUCGGCAUCAUCGAGGACGACCCCGUGUGGAUCGUCAUGGAGCUUUACGAGUACGGCGAGCUCGGCAACUACCUGACUACGAACCGGAACAGUCUGACCGACGUGACCCUGGUGCUGUUCAGCAUGCAAAUCUGCAAAGCGCUCGUCUUCCUAGAAGGCAUCAACGUGGUGCACAGAGACAUCGCCGUUCGAAACGUGUUGGUCGCCGGUCCCGACUGCGUCAAGCUGGGCGACUUUGGACUGUCGCGCUACAUCGAGGAUGAAGAAUACUACAAAGCGUCCGUGACCCGACUGCCGAUCAAGUGGAUGGCGCCGGAAUCGAUCAACUUCCGCCGCUUCACCUCCGCCAGCGACGUCUGGAUGUUUGCCGUGUGCGUGUGGGAGAUCCUGAGCCGAGGCCGGCAGCCCUUCUUCUGGCUGGAGAACCGAGACGUCAUCAACCGGCUGGAGCGAGGCAUCAGGCUGCCCAAGCCCGACGACUGCCCGCCGGCGCUCUACUCGCUGAUGACGCGCUGCUGGUCCUACGACCCCAGAGAGAGGCCCAACUUCACCGAGCUGGCGGUCAAGAUCAGUGACGUGCACAAGAUGGAGAAGGAGCGGGAAGUAGAACGCGAGCGGGACAGAGCGCGUUCCACCAAAUAUUUCGACACCAAGUUCAACUUCGCCGAGCCUCCGCCCAAGCCUUCGAGAAAGAAACCGGGGCGCUUCGGGAACACGCUGAGCAUCGGCUUGCACAUUCAGUUGAACGAAGCUCUGUGCGCCAGCUCGCCGGACCUGGCCGGCCCGUGUGACUAUCAGUCGCCCGUGGACUCCGUCAACACUCUGCCGCCGGCCCUCAGGUCCCCUCGACGUCGCAGCGUGGGGGAGAGCGAGUUCCCCCGAGCGGACGCGCGGCGCCUCUGGCAGGCGGAGCGCCAGCAAACGCUCCACACCUUACGACGGCAGAAGGCGCAGAUGGCCGCCGACAAAGAGUGGCUGGAGCAAGAGGAGCGCCUCCUGGACCCCACGGGACCAGAAGGACCCCCGGCACCGACGCCCAACGAGGCAGAUGCCGAAAAUGACCCGCCAAUCAAGCCUCCUCGGCUCACGGCUCAGCCAGCACCCACCGCUGAGCUGGACCGUUCCGACGACAAAGUUUACACGUGUGUGAUGAACGUGGUGAAAAUGGUGGUGCGGCUGAAGAACGACAUGGUGGACACGCAGCCCGAGCAGUACGUCACGGUCGUGCAGUCGGUGGGGAUGGCCUUGAGGGAUCUGAUCGGCAGCGUGGACGACAUCCUGCCCGCUCUGCACGAGUCCGCGCGCACCGAGAUCGAGGGCACCCAGAAGCUGCUGAACAACGACAUGGCGGAGCUGAUCAGCAAGAUGCGUCUGGCGCAGCAGAACGCCAUCACGUCGCUGCGGGACGAGUGCCGCAAGCAGAUGCUGGCGGCCGCCCACAACCUGGCGGUGGACAGCAAGAACAUGCUGGACGCCGUCGACCAGGCCCGCGUCCGCGCCGACCUGGCCAAGCCGGCAUCGGCGGCGCACCUUUAAAGGACCUCUUCGGUCGUCCGGACAUACGUCCUCGACGGCGUACGCGCGCGUGUGUCUGAUCCACAGUAGAUUUGUAUCUUUACCGCACGUAGGGUCGGGCAUCGUUUCGAUUUGAACGAUCCCGGUUCCUCGUUUUGAUUCCCGUUCUCUUUGUGGACAGUGUGGGAAAAAAAGCUUCCGCCGUUUAAAGGAGGGGUGUCCAAAGCGCCCCCGCAGCGUGGACUAAAGUCAACCUAUGCCACGGCCCGUGCGGUUUGCCCGCAUUGUGCCGCACGACUUGACUUUCUACGCUGGCGGGAAAACAGAAGGAAAGUUUCUCCUCCUCUCUCACUUCUCACUUCCUUGUUUUCAAGCAAUAAGCCAUCAUUCAGUUGUGCCACCAACCACCGCAAAAUCCUGCAAAAUCAUUGAGCUUUUGCUUGAUUACCUUCGCGGCCUCUUUACUACAUAGGGUAUAUAGCAAAAAUAAAUAUAGCUUGACAUAGCUUUACCGACACUGAUUUUUUGCUGUUUUACUGUGUCAAACAAAUUAAACAUCUCAUUUCAGUUGA
Molecule: messenger RNA, 3866 nt
Organism: Phycodurus eques (leafy seadragon)
Lineage: Eukaryota; Metazoa; Chordata; Actinopteri; Syngnathiformes; Syngnathidae
Gene: ptk2bb
Product: protein tyrosine kinase 2 beta, b
Exons: 32
Coding region: 355-3315 (986 amino acids)
Biological process (GO): protein phosphorylation; signal complex assembly
Cellular component (GO): cytoskeleton; focal adhesion
Molecular function (GO): protein tyrosine kinase activity; ATP binding
Source: RefSeq, a predicted model, not a curated record